This is a messenger RNA of Salarias fasciatus (jewelled blenny), 2000 nucleotides long. It is a transcript of the gene abt1, whose product is annotated as activator of basal transcription 1. Gene Ontology annotation, biological process: endonucleolytic cleavage in 5'-ETS of tricistronic rRNA transcript (SSU-rRNA, 5.8S rRNA, LSU-rRNA); endonucleolytic cleavage to generate mature 5'-end of SSU-rRNA from (SSU-rRNA, 5.8S rRNA, LSU-rRNA); small-subunit processome assembly. NCBI's taxonomy places the organism in Eukaryota, Metazoa, Chordata, Actinopteri, Blenniiformes, Blenniidae. Gene Ontology annotation, molecular function: RNA binding. The transcript has 5 exons. Gene Ontology annotation, cellular component: nucleolus. The record is from RefSeq and is a predicted model, not a curated record. The coding region runs from base 89 to 1054 and encodes 321 amino acids.
CGUCACUCGCAUGCGACAGUUUUCACGUGUGAAGCUCAGCACUGCCUGCGGAGAGUUUUUGUCCGUAAAAGGGCGCGCGCACUGAGCGAUGGAGAGAGGAGAGGAAGAGAAGGAGAGCAACGUUACUGCCGCAGAGGAGGAAGAAGAAGCAGCUGAUGUAGAGGAGGAAGAGGAGGAGGAUGAUGCAGAGGAGGAAGAAAAGGCAUCUGAUGUAGAGGAGGAGGAGGAAGAGGAGGAAGAUGAUGAUGCAGAGGAAGAAGAAAACACAGCUGAUGCAGAGGAGGAGAAGGAUGAUGAUGAUGUUUUAGAACAGAGUAACAAAGAAGGAGGUGAUGAACCUGCUGCUGGAAUGAUUAAAAAGAAGACAAAGCAGCCUCCCGGUGGGGACAGAAAGUGUGUUCCAGGUAUCCUCUACCUGGGUCACAUCCCACCGAGGCUCCGCCCCAAACACUUGAGGAACAUGCUGUCCGUGUAUGGAGAGAUUGGACGCGUAUUCCUACAGCCUGAAGACCAACAGGUGAGGAACAGGAAGAAAAAGGCCGGAUUGCGCAGAUGUGACUUCACUGAAGGAUGGGUAGAGUUUAGAGACAAGCGAGUGGCCAAGAGAGUGGCGGCGUCUCUGCACAACACGCCCAUGGGAACCCGGAAGCGCCAGCGCUUCACCUCCGACCUCUGGAACCUCAAGUACCUGCACAGGUUUCAGUGGACUCACCUGAGCGAGCGGCUGGCCUACGAGCAGACGGUGCUGCAGCAGCGGCUCCGCACCGAGGUCUCCCAGGCCAAGAAGGAGACCAACUUCUACCUGAACAACGUGGAGAAGAGCGCUCGCCUGGACAAGACGAGGAAGAAGAGGUGCAGGGAUGGAGAUCAGGUGGAUGACAGGACGUGGGGCUUCACCCAGCGUCAGACGGAGGAGGAGAUCCAGACGAGGAAGAACAGGAAGAAGGACUCAGACUCCCAGAAGCACCUGGACAAGGCCCGCCUCAUUCAGGAGAAGAGCCAAUCCAACGUCUCGCUUCUCGCCAAAAUCUUCAACUCCAGCCAGUCGACAUGACCGAGAGACACACGCCGAGCCCGUUUCCAUGGAAACCUGAUGGUCGCGACGAACUCUUUCAAAGAUCCAAUCACAGGCCAGUCUGAGCAGGAGUGGGCGGGGCUAACAGCCAGGAACAGUGUGAAGAACUUGUGGCUGUUUUUGUGAAUCAGGGUUUUUCAGCCUGCGGCUCUUCAGCUCCUCUGUAGCUCCAUGAAGCUCUAACAGUACAGAAUGUAAAUAAACAUUUUUCAUUUUUUAAUUUAUUCGCUUUUCGCGUUGAUUUUCAGAAGUGGUUCAAUCUGCAGGAUGAAAAUGGAUAAAGUAAAACAGCUCAGUCAGAAAUAACUUUCAAGAUAUGAAAAGAAAGGGUCGAAAAAAGAUUUGAAAAUGGGGGAAAGGAAACUCAGAACAAAAGGAGCAUAUUUAAUAGCAACAUGUUUUGGAUGAAUAGAUUUUGCUUUUAAUGGUUUGGGUCUAUUUCAGAUGAUCGGUGUGUUCUGUGGCUCCAGAUGAGUUUUAUUUGGUGUGAAAUAUUGAAAACGGCUCUUUUCAUCUUCAGGGUUUGCUCUGAAAUCCUGCUGUAAAUAAACCUGUCAUCACAGGCAGCCGUCACCUUCAGCAGUGUUCCUAAACAUGAGGUUCAGGACCAGAGAUGAGACGGUCGCAGGCUCUGACUGCUCUAGAGUAGUUCACGUUACAUUCACACACGCUCAUCCCUCCCAAAGCCCGUUAUCAAAAAUACAUGAUACUGGGGGUUCGUUUCCACGACAAGUGUCUGGAAACGCUCAGGCUCCAGCUCCAUCUGGAUGGCAGAUAGUCCACAACUGUACAUGUGCACCAAGGCGGGGUAACACGCUGAUUUCAGAAUCAAAUAACUGCACAAAUUAGUGGCCAAACACCAAAACUACAUUGUUACCUCCACCAGGAGGUUAUGUAAUCAUGUCCGUCUGUUGGUUUGUUGGUU